CAAAUCCGUCAAGAUGGUCAACAUCCCCACCAUCAAGCUGAACAGCGGCUACGACAUGCCCCAGGUCGGUUUCGGCCUGUGGAAAGUCGACAACGCCAUCGCCGCCGAUACCGUUUACAACGCCAUCAAGACCGGUUACCGUCUGUUCGACGGCGCUGCUGACUACGGCAACGAGGUCGAGGUCGGCAAGGGCGUCGCCCGCGCCAUCCAGGAUGGCCUCGUCAAGCGUGAGGAGCUCUUCCUCGUCUCCAAGCUUUGGAACACCGAUCACAAGGCCGAGCACGUCGAGAAGAUGGCUCGCAAGCAGCUCGCCGACCUUGGCAUCGACUACUUCGACCUCUACUUCAUCCACUUCCCCGUCGCCCUCGAGCACGUCGACCCCUCCGUCCGCUACCCGCCCGGCUGGUUCUACGACGGCGUCUCCGAGAUCCGCCGCUCCGACGCCACCAUCCAGGAGACCUGGACGGCCAUGGAGGGCCUCGUCGAGAAGGGCCUUGCCCGCUCCAUUGGCAUUUCCAACUUCCAGGGCCAGCUGAUCUAUGACCUCCUCCGCCACGCCAAGAUCGUCCCCGCUACCCUCCAGGUCGAGCACCACCCCUACCUCGUCCAGCCCAACCUCAUCCGCCUCGCUAAGAACGAGGGCAUCACCGUCACCGCCUACUCCUCCUUCGGCCCCACCUCUUUCGACGAGUUCGACUUCCCCCACGCCAAGGCCCUUACCCCUCUCCUCAAGCACGAUGUCAUCACCGAGAUUGCCAACAAGCACGGCAAAGCCCCCUCCCAGGUCCUCCUCCGCUGGGCUACCCAGCGUGGUCUGGCCGUCAUCCCCAAGACCAGCCGCCAGGAGAUCCUCGUCCAGAACCUCGACUGCACCAGCUUCGAUCUCUCCGAUGAGGAUCUGGCCAAGAUCUCCGGCCUCGACAUCAACACCCGUUUCAACGCCCCCACCAACUACUUCACCACUGAGAAGCUCUGGAUCUUCGCUUAAAGCGAUCAUACGAAAAAGCCGGCGUCGUCACGCGAGUGCGCGCCCCAUCGCUGCACACGCCUGACCACUUCCUCAACCUGACCUAUCAUUUAUCCGUUCACCCGAACCGGCUCUGCUGCCUUUCCAUGCACACCCGAUCAGAUUAAAUGACCGGGGGCAUUCUCAUUCCUCCCCUUUUUGUUGACGAUAAAAAAUAAAUCAACGGCGAUCGUCCAUCCUGGCAGGGAGUGUCUGUUGGGUUUGAAACGUGGUUAUUAGCACCACGGGUUAGAUGAGUAGCAAAGGAGCCAAUGAGCCAGAUAUGAGAUGAGAUGGUAGAUGCGGAAUUUUAUUGCCCAGGUACCCUAGGGAGAUGAAAUACUAGGACCGGGCUUAUUAGAAUCAAUGAAGCGUUUUCUUCUUCCA
Molecule: messenger RNA, 1393 nt
Organism: Sodiomyces alkalinus F11
Lineage: Eukaryota; Fungi; Ascomycota; Sordariomycetes; Glomerellales; Plectosphaerellaceae
Product: NAD(P)H-dependent D-xylose reductase
Exons: 3
Coding region: 14-988 (324 amino acids)
Biological process (GO): D-xylose catabolic process
Cellular component (GO): cytosol
Molecular function (GO): D-xylose reductase (NADPH) activity
Source: RefSeq, a predicted model, not a curated record